Messenger RNA from Cylicostephanus goldi, 543 nucleotides. Lineage: Eukaryota; Metazoa; Nematoda; Chromadorea; Rhabditida; Strongylidae. The record is from the annotation of a GenBank genome assembly.
AUGGAGCAUGAACUUACCAGAAAUAAGAUGAUGAGGCUUCUUCGCAAAGUUCGGCAAAGAAAAACUCGUCUUCUCUCGGAUACUGAUGUCUCUACACCAAAAUCACAUUCGAGUAUAUCGCCAAGUUCUUCAAGUUCGCCCAGUAUUCCAGCACCUGCAUUUUCGUCGUCUAAAACUUAUGAGCCAGACAGAUAUCUGACGGAUAAGCAUAUGAAGCUCUUUUUUGAUCCGCCGGAAUCGGUCGAGGAACUGAUGCUGUUACAGCAUCCCAUGUCAUUGCCUCCUUCAAGCGUAGAAGAAUUACUCCAAAUCAGAGAAGCGGAGAAGAAGUCGACGAAAACAACUUGUCAGUUUUGUCAUCGAAAACUUAAACUGACAGAACAACAGAUAGAAUGUUUAUGUCAUGGGGUUUUCUGUAAGAAACAUCGUCGACCAGCAGCUCAUAAUUGCGGCAUCGAUUAUAAACAAGCUGGAAGGAGUAAAAUUAUUAGGGAGAAUCCUAGGAUUUUGGAAAGUGGUAUACACAAAGCAAGAGAACACUGA